Molecule: messenger RNA, 3302 nt
Organism: Fopius arisanus
Lineage: Eukaryota; Metazoa; Arthropoda; Insecta; Hymenoptera; Braconidae
Product: E3 ubiquitin-protein ligase RNF168
Exons: 4
Coding region: 25-2280 (751 amino acids)
Biological process (GO): double-strand break repair
Cellular component (GO): nucleus; site of double-strand break
Molecular function (GO): nucleosome binding; metal ion binding; ubiquitin-protein transferase activity
Source: RefSeq, a predicted model, not a curated record
CUGACGUAAGAAAAUUGUAGAAAGAUGGCGACGUAUUUGAAACGGACGUCAAAAUUGUUUGAUGUCUCGUCGUUGCAGGCGUCGACAGAGAUGAAUUUACGCGAUGUUAUAUGUCCAGUGUGUCGUGGAAUAUUAAUUGAACCAGUGACAUUACCGUGCACCCAUAGCCUGUGCUUAAGAUGUCUAAAAGGUACAUUCGAACACAAUAGCCUCAGCUGUCCACUGUGUAGAGUUCGAGUUGGUUCGUGGCUUAGGAGUGCAACUAAAUCUGAAACUCUUAUUAACAGUGAACUCUGGCAUUUGAUACGUUCUCGUUUUCCAAAAGAAAUCGAGGAUAAACGUUGUGAUCACGAUAAUGAAAUUCCAACUGAUCCUGGUUAUCCACCCAAGAUCAUUAGUGCAGCAGGUGAAAUUCGACGAGAGUACGAAAGGCAGCUUCAAAUUGCAGAAGAAGAAAUGCGAAUACAACGUAAAGCUGAGAUCAUGGCGAAUGAAGCAUUAAUACGAAGAUUACAAGAAGAAGAAGAGCAAAAGGUGGCACAAUGUGCCCAAGAUCAGUUGCUAGCGAAGAAACUAGCGAAGAAGCAGUUAUUGACUAAAGAGAAAAAUGGCAUCCUCUAUAAUAAGAGCACGAACAUAGAAAUUCCCAGUAAUGAAAUUGAAAUAUUGCCACUGAAUAGUGGCUCUUCAACUAUAAACAGCGAUUCCAUUUGUCAUACAAAAAAUGAGGGAAAUGAUAUUUCUAAAAUAGAUUCUAAUUUUCAUCUUGAAAAAUCAUCAAAAUCGUGUGGAAAUUUAAUUCUAGAUCUGAAGCUUGCAGCAAAUAGAACAGCCUCAAGUCAAGCUCCUAUUUCUGUUCAUAACGUUGUAACAUUGAAAAAUCAGUCUGUUAUGUCGAUACAAAAAUUAAAUCCAAAUUAUUCGGAGCCAAGCUGUUCAAAUUCAAAGAUUUAUGGUACCAGGAGUGAAGAAGAGUUACGUGUACCAAGUGAUGUUUUGUCGAGUACUAAAAGUGUUGGCAUUGAAUUUUGUAUUAAAACAGUGAAAAAUGAUGAUGACAGAAUCGGUAGUGCUGAAAGCGCUGGUAGCCAUGACAGUAUAAAUCAGGAGAUUCAUCAUUUUAAACCGAUUAAAGCAGUACCUAGAACAGCGCUGAAAUUUUCACAAGAUGGAAAACAAAUUGAUCCGAAAUUAAUUCGAGUUGUGCCAAUAUUUGAAAGUGUCUCCAACGUACGUCCCAAACCACCAACCCCCAGUAAACGAAUAAUUGGCUGUUCUUGGAGUGCAUUCAGAGAAUUUAUGAUUGCAGGUAAAGCCAAACAAAAUCCUCAGGCUGAUGGUGAUGCAGUGUGGCAAGCUGCAAGUCUCAAUGAACCUUGUCAAAAAUUCAAAACAAGAAAACCAGAAAGUGUCCGAAAGAUAGAUCUUGCUCAAGACAUAUCAUUCGAUAAUAAUAUCAACUGUGGGAAAGGGAUGGAUCGAAUAUUGAACGGGACUAAAGUGAAAUUAAUAAUGGAGAAAGAGACUGACAAUUCUGCGGAUAAGACCUGGAAAAAAUUCAAGAAUUCGAACGAGAGAAAUGAGUUUAGUGCAGAUGAAAAUUUCUCACCAAGUUGGAGCCAAGCGUUACUGAAAAUGCCUUUGAGUGAUGAGAAUGGUGCGGCUGUUGAAAAUAUAGCAGAGAGAAUAAAAAAGAGGAAGGUAGCACAGUCUCAUACGAUUGAUCCAAUUACCAAUCAAAUUCCGAGUCCUCGGGAAACACGGAGCAGAAUUCUGCCAUCACGUAAAAAAAAAGGGAAUUCAUCCUCAAAAUCUAAGAGGAAAAUGGCAGCAAAGUCCAAGAAUUUGAAAGUACAAUUCACCACUAAAACUGAGAUAAUUACAUCUCCAGUAAUUGUAGAUGUUGAAAUGAAGACGAUAAAAGCGACUAGGAAGUCAUCAAGAUCGAAAUGUAAAGGAGUUGGUGAAUCAACUGAAAAAAUAUAUAGAGAAACAAAUGGAAAUCUGGAUGACAUGGCAAUUGAAGAACAGGGAAAAAUGGAGAGAAUUUUGCGACAAGAGAAAGAGGACUAUGAGUUUGCCCAGAGAUUGCAAGCUCAAUUUAAUGAAGUUGAGAGUAUUUCGUAUAGAACAAGGGGAUCAAAACGCGCGUUUGAGUCUGGUAAAAUAGAACGAGGGAUUGAUAAAAUAUCGAUUGCUGAUAGAUUACUCGUAAAUAAUGUUAAUACUGCCAAUACAUCCAGUGCUGCAAAGAUGAGACGGAGACAGAAACGGCAUUAGACAUUUCCAAGAAACAUCCGAGCUAAAUUCCCAGUGGAAUGUAGAAAACAAAUAAUUUAGCUUAAUUUCGUGCACUUAUUAAGUGAAUCUAUGUUUUCAUUUGCAUACAUGAUAUUGAUAGUGGAGUGAUGAAGGGUAAUCGAUAGAAGAUUAAUUUUUAUCUGUAUAUAUCAUACAAUUGAAGUACUCAAAAUUGUGUAAAGAAAAUUCGUCAAAUUAGAAGUGACAGUCCAACGCUGUGUGUAUUAGAUAAAACAAUCGUUGAUAUUUCGAAAGUAAGAACGAAGUAUUAAGGAUAACCAGACGAGGUAGAGGGAAUUUAAAAAAUGCAGACAGUGGUAUGAAUCUUUUUAAAUACAUUGAUGAUUUUACUGAGCAGCAGUGUGAAAAAUUUCAUAUAGCCUAAGAGCAUGGUAGCAGCUGAAAAAAAUUCAAAACUAUUCCGCAUACAUAAGGUUAAAUGGGGAUUAAUAACCGUUACAUUAUUGCAAAUUAUUGCUUAAUUAAUUCAUCAGUGUGUUAAAUAAUUAAUUUAUAACAUUAGCUGCUUUUUUUACAUUCGACCUCUACCUCGCCAGAUUAUCAUUAAAAAAGCUGAAUCUCAACAGUUUAUCAUUGUUGCAAAAGAAAAAGAUGUGUUGACAUUUUUUUUUUAAUCUACGCCUGCUUUUAUUUUUUUAUCCAAAGUGCUUUAGAUGGAGGUAUAAGGGUGACAACAUUAGGUCUUUAUAAAAAAAGGAAUAAUUUUAUAAAUUCGUAUAGGAGACUUCGCUUGUUGUUACCUUUCGAGACGUCACUACUGAUAUAAUGUAUUUUAAGUAGAUUAAAAGUGGAUCCAUUAUUGUAAAUAAAUUUCCAAUGGUGUGUCUCUCCAAUUUUUUUUAAUGCGAAAUAUCCUGUAGAGGGCCACCACCAGAAAUGUAUGCGAGAUUUCUAGAAUCUCGUAGAUUUUAAUUAAUCGUAAAAUUGUAAAUAUGCAAAGUGAAAAUCGAUCUUUAAUAAAUUACAAAUUUUUAUUUGUA